Hydractinia symbiolongicarpus is the source of this 863-nucleotide messenger RNA. RefSeq names its product A-kinase anchor protein 5-like. Lineage: Eukaryota; Metazoa; Cnidaria; Hydrozoa; Anthoathecata; Hydractiniidae. The record is from RefSeq and is a predicted model, not a curated record. Bases 60 to 800 code for a protein of 246 amino acids. The transcript is spliced from 3 exons.
UCAAAUGUCCUUUAAUAAUUGAUUAAGAAUUGCACAGAAACGCGCGUUGUUAUACAGACAUGGAGUUUCACAGUAGAAUUUUACUAAUUUUCUUAUUUUUUUUUUGCGUCGAUAGCGCUCCGCUGAACAUCAACCAGCUUGAUCAAUUAUUAAAGGACAUUGAGUCGUUGGCGGCAAAAGAUGCCCAACGGUUGACAAGUGGCGAUGCCCAACGCUUGGCGAGUGGCGAUGCCCAACGCUUGGCGAGUGGAGAUGCUCAACGCUUGGCGAGUGGAGAUGCUCAACGCUUGGCGAGUGGAGAUGCUCAACGCUUGGCUAGUGGAGAUGCUCAACGCUUGGCUAGUGGAGAUGCUCAACGCUUGGCGAGUGGAGAUGCUCAACGCUUGGCGAGUGGAGAUGCUCAACGCUUGGCGAGUGGAGAUGCUCAACGCUUGGCGAGUGGAGAUGCUCAACGCUUGGCGAGUGGCGAUGCUCAACGCUUGGCGAGUGGCGAUGCUCAACGCUUGGCGAGUGGCGAUGCUCAACGCUUGGCGAGUGGCGAUGCUCAACGCUUGGCGAGUGGCGAUGCUCAACGCUUGGCGAGUGGAGAUGCUCAACGCUUGGCGAGUGGAGAUGCUCAACGCUUGGCGAGUGGCGAUGCUCAACGCUUGGCGAGUGGAGAUGCUCAACGCUUGGCGAGUGGAGAUGCUCAACGCUUGGCGAGUGGCGAUGCUCAGCAUCAUAAAACUUCUAGUGAGUGUCACCGAAUCCAAAUUCUAUAUAAAGGAAAACAACUUUACACAUCCUGUAUCCAUUUUUAAUAUCACUAAAUAAAUUAUUGCACGUUAAGUAUGAACAUAAGUUAAUAGAAGUUAUAAACGCGA